AUGUUCUCCACGAGCACUCAGAAAAACGAAUGGACGUUCACUGAAGAGCAGAUUGCCGAAAAACGUCAACAGGUCAAUUCUAUUUAUCGAGAGAAGUAUAGAGAAUAUGUGCAUGCAGAAGAAGAAGCACUCUUUCUUUCUCCAGAUGAAGAGCUUCUAUUGGUGCACUUCAUUGAGAAAGCUGCCGUAAAGUUCAGUGAAACGUUUGAACCUCCUAUGUGGCCAACCGUUCGAUGGACCGCCUACACAUAUUUCAAGCGAUUAUUCCUCGGAUGGUCAGUAAUGGACUACAGUCCGAAGAUAGUAAUGAUGGCAUGUUUCUAUCUUGCCAUGAAAAUUGACGAGUUCUACGUUUCCGUGGAUGAGUUUGUCUACAACUUAAGUAUGGGUACUGCUGAGCAGAAUACUGCUCGGAUUUUGGGUUUAGAACCUGAAGUCAUUAGAGCUUUAAAUUAUCAAUUGACGGUUCAUUGUCCAUUCCGCCCUUUCGAGGGACAUCUCUUAGAAAUGAAAACUAGAAUGCUUCUUUUGAAUUUCGAUUUGGAAAUGCUACGUCGUCCAGCUGAAAAAUUCUUUGAGAUGUGUCUUCUUUGUGAUGUGAUGCUCAUGUAUUCUCCUUCUCAAAUUGCUAUGGCCGCUAUAAAAUAUGGGCUCGGAUGGUUAGGUUGGUGUUUAAGAUUUUUUUCUCAAAGGCAGGACAAUAAAUCAGCGGAUGUAUUAAGAGAUUUUGCGAUGAAGAUUAUAGCGGGAGAGGACACAGUGAGACAUGAUCAAUUUGAAAUUGUAGAAGCUGCUGAUAAGCUUAUGCUCAGACUCGAUGAAAUAAUCCAAUGCGUUCUUUCGAACAAACCUGAGAUCUCGUCAGAACAACAAACUAAUCUACAGAAAAGAUCCGAAGCAUGUGCUGGUCUGCAUUCGACUCUAGAGAAACGUAGACAGAUGAGAACAGGAGAGAAGAAGAAAGAAGAUCCUGUGGAUUCGGACGAUGAAUAG
This is a messenger RNA of Auanema sp. JU1783, 993 nucleotides long. Lineage: Eukaryota; Metazoa; Nematoda; Chromadorea; Rhabditida; Rhabditidae. The record is from the annotation of a GenBank genome assembly.